AUGCCAGUUCACAUCAGCUUGCUUGCCGCCGUGGACAUGUUAAAAGCGGCGUGGAUGGAACUCACCGCGGAGUGCAUAGAAAAUUGCUUCCGCAAGGCGGGUUUUAUGGGCACAGGCACCGAGGACGCCAUAGAUCACCCACCGGAAGGCCGGUCGCACGAGGACUUGUGGCAACGCGUCGUUGACACGCAGCUGGCCGCACCUGACGUUGCCUGGGACGAUUUAGUUUCUGCUGAUGACGACGCCGACAUUGCGGAGCCAUGCACUGACGAAGCUAUAGUGCGUGAAGUGCGAGCCCUUCCUGACUGCCCAGAGACCGACGAGGACUAUGACGAGGAUGCUGCUCUACCGCCGGUUGCUGUGAACGCUUCAACCGCGAUCGGUUACAUCGCGUCGCUUAAGGAACUCUUGUGCAGCAGAGGCCUUGGCGAUGAACAUAUUACCGCGCUGGAAAAAUUAGAAACGGCAGUGAUGCGAUCAGCUUUGAAGAAGCAGACAUGCAUCACGGACUUUUUUCAAAAAUAAAGUGAACUUUCGUCUCGC
This is a messenger RNA of Dermacentor albipictus, 543 nucleotides long. RefSeq names its product tigger transposable element-derived protein 6-like. NCBI's taxonomy places the organism in Eukaryota, Metazoa, Arthropoda, Arachnida, Ixodida, Ixodidae. The record is from RefSeq and is a predicted model, not a curated record.